AUGGCCACCAAAUCGACCGAGUUGGCGAUAGCCAAGUCUCCUUCUGCCAACCACAUCGAAAAGUCUGGUGCCGACGUUGACGAGGCACUCAAGGUCACCGUCGACCAACCAGACCUCACACCUAAGCAACAGUACCAACGUCUCUGGGCCAACCUCAAGAAAGAUAAGCGAUAUGUGUUCUGGGCUCUGUACAUCAUGUCCCUCGUCUUCGGAUGGGGGUAUGAUUCUGGUCUGUCAGGCGUAGCUAUCGCCUUCCCUGAAUUCCGCGAGGCCUAUGGCAACUACUACGCGGCAGGAGACCAGUUCGUUAUUCCUGCCCUUUGGCAGUCGCUCUGGAACGCGGCAAGUACGAUCGGUCAAGUGCUUGGCGCUUUCCUCACCGGUCAGUUCGCCGACUAUACCGGCCGAAAGGCCGUUCUCUGGACCGCCGUUAUUCUAUCCUGGGCGGCGUCCUUUGCCCUCGUCUUUGCCCCUAGUCUCCCUAUCCUUUUCGUCUCGAAGCUCCUCUUGGGACUGUCCGUCGGCUUGUCGACAGCCACGCCUCCUCUAUACGUUACCGAGAACGCCCCGGCCGCCCUCCGAAGUACACUCAGCUCACUCACCAACGUCGUUAUUGUUCUUGGCUUUUUCCUUUCCUCAAUAACUGGGUGGGGCUCGUCGAAGAUUGACGGACCCUGGAGUUACCGCCUGGCGUUCGUCAUGACCUUCCUCGUCCCGACAUUAUUCGCCAUCGGACUGCCGUUCCUACCAGAGUCGCCGGUCUGGUACGUCAAGAAGGACAGAGACGACGACGCCAGAAAGGCGAUUCUAAAGCUUUACGGCAAGAACAUUGACGUAGAAGAGCGGCUCCACUUUAUCAAGUCCGAGUUGGAGACCGAAGCGGGCGAAAACACCGCCGCCAGCCAAACCAGCUGGAAAGCCAUCUUCACGAAAGAACACCGAUACAGAACUCUCGUUGCUGUGCUCGGUUUGCAAGGGCAAAAUUGGAGUGGCGGGUACUUUGCGAACACAUACCAGACAUACUACUUCGAACUCAUCGGCCAAUCGGAUCCCUUCGGACUUACUGCGAUCUCUUCGACACUGCAAUUCCUCUCUAACUGCGUCGCUGUCUGCGUUUCUGAUGUUCUUCCUCGUCGGAAGUCCCUCGUUGGGGGUGGCGCACUGCUAUGCUGCUGGUCGAUCAUCAUCGGUGGCACGUCUCUCGCUGGGACGGCCAACAAGGCAGCAAACAUGGCUCUGCUCGCUUUCAUGAUUACAUGGUCCAUGCUCUACACUGCUACAGUCGGAUGCUUCGGUUGGGCAGUCGCUCAAGAGACUGCGUCUCAAGCGACGAGACCCAAGACGAUCGCCUUCACGCUCGUAUGUCAGCAGCUCACAGCCCUCUUGCUGUCGUCGGUCUUCCCCUACUUUAUAAACCCGGAUCAGCUCAACUGGGGCGGAAAAGUCAUGUUCCUCUUCGUCGGCGCCGAAGUAUUCAUCCUCGCCUUGCUGUUCUGGUUCCAGCCAGAGACGAAGAACAGGACCUACCAGGACAUCGACUUCCUCUACGCGAAUCGCGUCCCUCCCCGAAAGUUCGACAAUUACGUCGUCGCGGACGGUGUUCUUAUUGAGAAGGCACGUGCUUGA
Molecule: messenger RNA, 1626 nt
Organism: Colletotrichum gloeosporioides
Lineage: Eukaryota; Fungi; Ascomycota; Sordariomycetes; Glomerellales; Glomerellaceae
Product: General alpha-glucoside permease
Exons: 2
Coding region: 1-1626 (541 amino acids)
Biological process (GO): carbohydrate transport; transmembrane transport
Cellular component (GO): membrane
Molecular function (GO): carbohydrate:proton symporter activity
Source: RefSeq, a predicted model, not a curated record